Molecule: messenger RNA, 549 nt
Organism: Grosmannia clavigera kw1407
Lineage: Eukaryota; Fungi; Ascomycota; Sordariomycetes; Ophiostomatales; Ophiostomataceae
Exons: 2
Coding region: 1-549 (182 amino acids)
Source: RefSeq, a predicted model, not a curated record
AUGGUGGACCUCAAAAAUAUUGAUGGCAACCAAAUUGUGUCCAACAAGGGCUACUGGUAUAAAAUAUCUCUUGCCGAUGGAAGCGAGCUUGGCCUCGGCGACAUCUACCAAGGGAACUAUCCUAGCGGGAAGCCGCCCCCGAAUGGGAGAACUCUGGUCAAGGUCGUGCCCGCAGGACAAGGAAUGGUCUUUGCCUACCAACGAUUCGACGGCGACAACAGGUCGAAUCAAGGCUGGCCAAUCGGAGACAAGGGCUAUCUUCGAGGCCUUCAAGUCACUCCUGAGGGAGGCGAAAUCGUCAAAAACAUAAGCUUGUCUUGGGAACCGGCCAAGCUUUGUUUGUACGACGACAAUACGAACUAUGGUAUUGUGGCAGAGCAACUUCCAGGCAACAGGGCUGCACUGUACGCUUACGACCAGGACGGGACUGUUUGCGGGCUAAGGGUUGUACCAGGGGGUAACGUCAUCGCCCACAAAAGCACUCAUGCACUCGCUCUUGAUUGUCAGAUAGUGAAGGUUGGAACAAAUAGGUCUACUGGUGCAUGGUAA